Messenger RNA from Gastrolobium bilobum, 414 nucleotides. Its product is annotated as secreted RxLR effector protein 161-like. Bases 1 to 414 code for a protein of 137 amino acids. The transcript is spliced from 2 exons. The record is from RefSeq and is a predicted model, not a curated record. Lineage: Eukaryota; Viridiplantae; Streptophyta; Magnoliopsida; Fabales; Fabaceae.
AUGAUGGGGGAGCCCUUUCAAGAUGCUGAGAGGUAUAGAAGAUUGGUUGAAAAACUGAAAUAUCUCACAGAUACUCGGCCUGACAUUUCAUUUGCAGUUAGUGUGGCAAGUCAGUUUCUUAACACUCCAUGUCAAGAACACUGGAAUGUCGUCAUUCGUAUUCUUAAUUAUAUCAAGGCAUAUCCAGGAAAAGACCUUGAAUAUGAAGAUAAAGGUCAUGUUAAAGUUGUUGGAUACUCUGAUGCUGAUUGGGCUGAUUGUCCUACUAAUAGGAGAUCUACUAAUGGAUAUUGUGUCUUCAUUGGAGGCAACUUGAUUUUAUGGAAAAGUAAGAAGCAUAAUGUAGUUGUCAAAUCAAGUGCUAAAGCAGAAUACCAUUCCAUGGCUACUACUACUUGGAGCUCAUUUGGCUGA